AAGACCAGACCCCCCCCUGGAAAGUUGAAGUUCAGAGUGGAGAUGCUGCUGUGAACCUGCUGUGACAGAAGAUCCAAAGAAUGUAGGAGUCUGGUUUUCACAGCAAGGAGUGAAAAAAGGACCAAGGAGCAGACAAAACACUCAAAGGAGAAUUGGUGACCGCAAUUGCUGCUGGAUUCCAUGCACUGUAAAGAUGGGCGCACUGGUCAAACCAGCGCUGCUGCUACUUUUAUGGCAGAGUGUUUGGGCUUUGGACAUCCCUCUGGAAAUCAGACAACCCCCAACCAUCAUAAAGCAGUCUCUAAAGGAGCAUAUUGUUGACCCAAAAGACACCAUGGUCAUAGAAUGUGAAGCCAAAGGAAACCCUCAUCCCAUUUUCUCAUGGAGGCGCAAUGGGAAGUAUUUCAACGUGGCACGUGACUCGCAGGUAUCAAUGCGCAGGCGCUCAGGGACGCUGGACAUCUAUGCCUGGAACAAUCCAGAACAGUAUGAGGCAGAAUAUCAGUGCAUUGCCUCCAACCAGUACGGAUCUGCAUACUCCAACAAGAUCAGACUACUACUAUACAGAGCUCCUGUAUGGCCGCGGGAGAUGGUGGAGCCUGUGGUGGUCAGCGCUGGUUUGCCUCUGGUGCUGUCCUGUGACCCUCCGCCUGGCCCACCUAAACCUGAAACCUACUGGAUGUCAAGCUGCUCAUAUGCGAGACCUUUUAACUGGCCGAUUCAGACAGCUUUCCCCACCAUGCAGCCUGUGCGGCAGGACCGCAGGGUAUCCAUGGGAGUAAACGGAGAUCUGUACUUCUCUAACGUCCUAUUCAACGACUCUGCUACUGAUUACUGCUGUAAUGCCCGCUUCCCAUACAAGAACGUCAUCCAGCAGAAGAUGCCCGUGGUUGUUAAGGUGAUUACAACCCGUACAGUAGCCGAGGCUGCCCCCACCUGGCUGUCUCCCACAGGCUCAUCCAGCUCCAAACUGGUCCUGCAAGGGGAGGAACUGCUCCUGGAGUGCAUCGCUGCAGGAGUGCCAACUCCUCGUAUUACCUGGACGAAGGACGGCGAGAACCUGGUAGUGACAUCACGCAUGAAAGUAAAAAACUUCAACAAGAUGAUUCAAAUCCCGAAGGCGUCUUUUGAAGAUGCGGGUGAAUACGCCUGCACUGCUACCAAUAAGAUCAACUACAUUGAGCACACAAUAACCGUCAGGGUCAAAGCGGCUCCAUUCUGGUUGGAGAAGCCCACUGAUUUGGUUUUGGCCCCUGAGGAAAAUGGACGCUUGGUAUGUCGUUCUGAUGGGGCUCCUCGUCCUACGAUUAGCUGGUUCAUCAACGGGGAACCGAUUGAAACUGCCACACCGCAGCCGAACCGACAGGUGUCAGGAGACACGCUGACCCUCCGCAGUGUUACUGCUGCAGACACCGCCGUCUAUCAGUGCAAUGCUUCAAAUCAGUAUGGAUACUUAUUGGCCAACGCUUUGAUCAAUGUGCUACAUGCAACUCCACGUAUUCUCUCACCCAAGAAUGAACUCGUCAAGGUGAUAGAGGGCAGCCGUACCUUCUUAGACUGCCGCUUCUUUGGUUCUCCGGUGCCUGAGCUGCGAUGGUCCAAAUAUGGACAGGGGAAUCUUGAAGGAAAUCGUUUUAAGACCUACAAUAACGGGACUCUGGAGAUAAGACGCACACAGUUAGAGGACCAGGGAACUUAUCUGUGUGUAGUCAGCAACAUCGCAGGAAGAGAUGAGAGUCAAGUCCGAAUAGAGGUCAAAGAACCCACUUUAAUCGUCACAAAACCGCAGAGCAUGAAAGUCAUACGUGGAAGUGAUGUGCGCUUCGAGUGUGGCGUGAAAGCAGACGCCACUACUCCCAUCACAACCACUUGGAUGAAAGAUAAAAAGACACUUACUAUUGGCUGGAGACUCUCUUUGGAUGAAUCAAAUUUGGUCAUCACUAACGUAAACAGAGGCGAUGAGGGCAACUAUACAUGUGUCAUCAAGAGUGAACUGGACCAGAAGUCGGCCUCAGCACGCCUAAUGGUGAUGGACCGUCCUGAUCCUCCCACAAAUUUGGAGUUGUCGGAUCCAUAUGAACGUAGUGUAAGACUCAGUUGGGUUCCUGGAGACAGCAACCACAGCCCUAUUACAGAGUACUUAGUGCAGUAUGAUGAUGAUGACUGGUUGCCUGGCAAGUGGAGAAACCUGUCAACGUACCCAGGAAACCUCAACUCCGUCAUUCUGCAUCUUUCACCUUUCACCUACUAUGAGUUUCGGGUCAUCGCGAUCAGUGAAAACGGAAUGAGUCGCCCUAGCCGUCCGUCAAUGCGCUUCCAGACCAGUGGUGCACCCCCAGAUGUCAUCCCAAAGAAUCUAAAAGGAGUGGGAACAUGGAGAAAUAACAUGGAGAUCAGUUGGGAGCCUCUGACCUACAGAGAGUGGAACGGGCCCCACCUGAAGUAUCUGGUAUGGUGGCGACGGAGAGAUUCCCGAGAGGAGUGGAAGAAUGCCACCACUAAAUGGCUGAAAUACUACAUCUACGAUGCAGAUACCUUCACUCCUUAUGAGAUAAAGGUCCAGGCUGUCAACGACUUCGGGCUGGGCCCAGAGUCUCCUGUUGUAGUCGGUUACUCUGGGGAAGACCGUCCCUUAGCUGCACCCCUGAACCUCAGAGUGUCCGACAUCGAGAGCACACAGGUGACUGCGCACUGGGACCCAGUGACACGCAACUCUAUUAUGGGAGAACUGAAAGAAUACAAGGUGUACUACUGGAGGGACAGCAGCCAGCUGAGGUGGCUGAGAGUCAACAGAGGUAUGAAGUCUAAAGCAUUUCCAGAUAAUGACCCAGAGCCCUCCGGGGUCAUUACUGGACUCAUACCCUAUAGCAACUACAAGAUGUACAUAGUGGUGGCAAAUAAUCGAUAUGAAGGACCUCCCAGUAAUAAUAUAGUCUUCUCAACACCUGAAGGAGUACCAUCUGUUCCCAGAUCCUUCAGGAUCCAACAGCGACAUCUGGACAGUAUUUAUGUUGACUGGGACCUGCCAGCAGAACCCAACGGAGUCAUCACUGGAUAUUCCCUUAAGUACCAAACAGUAAAUGCCACCAGGGGAGAGGAGAUGCGAUCUGAGGAGUUCCUUCCAAACGUAACAAGUUUCUCAGUCCGGCGAUAUGACCGCUACACUCGAUACAGAUUCUCUGUGGCGGCACGAACUCGGAUCGGUAUAGGGGAAUGGCAUACAGAGGAGUCACCUCACUACACCACUGAAAUCUAUGCUCAGGACCAGGUGGACAUCUCCACUCAGGGCUGGUUCAUUGGUAUAAUGUGUGCUGUGGCUCUCAUCGUGCUCAUCCUACUUAUAGUCUGCUUCAUCAAGAGGAGCCGAGGGGGGAAAUACCCAGUACGGGAAAAAAAAGACAUUUCAUUGGAGCCAGUGGAUGACAAAGAUCAGGAGGGAUCAUUUGACUAUAGGUCUCUUGAAAGGAUAGCACGUGUGUCCACUCUGCCCUACCCCCGGCGGGAGGAGGAAAGAGGGCUUCAGAGAGGUCAGCCAUCUAUGGAGGCAAUGAUGAAGCAAUCAGACAGUGACGACAGCCUGGUGGACUAUGGAGAAGGAGGCGAGAUACCAUUCAAUGAGGACGGCUCGUUCAUUGGCCAGUACACAGGAAAUAGGAGAGAUGUCAGGGAGUUGGACUUUGGUGGGAGUCUUGAGCUCCACUCCCCGAUGAAUACCAUCUAUUCCCUGGCAUAAAACUCACGAUUCAAAACUUCCUUGCUGAUUUCAACUCAACUAUUUGUCACGUACCCUCCACCUUGAAUAGAGAGUCUGGAGGAACUUGUGGUGCUUGUGGUCUAUCUUUGCAUGUAGGAGGAAACACCUGGAGGUGUUGUUACCCCCUGAACAGCUUCCAUGCAUUUUAAGAAGAUGGAAGAACAGUUGGGACAAUACUUCUAGAGAUGAGAUGCUUAUGCAUCUGCUGAAAAGGAAGCUUUACUCUUUGUUUUUCGUGGUGCAUUUCCUGUAAAUAAAAAAUACUGUGUGUUUAUGGGCACCAGUACACAUACAUAUGUACAUGUUCAAAUAUCCUAUCAAUGGAGAGAGGCUGCACAUCAAAAGAGGCAGAAGUGGAUCAGUUUAUCAUGUUGAUAAAAGCAGCUGCAAGGACCAACUUCACUUCUGUUACUACAUCUUUCUUUCUUUUGUUCUGCUAAUAUCAGUAAUGAGAUUUGUGUUACUUUUAUAUGCCGGCUUUUUGAAAUAAGGGCCAUAUUCCAUACCAUGUCCCUGAACUUAGAUUGCCUUCUAAUAAGGGUAAUAAAAUUUUUCCAGGUAGUAAUGAUUCAUCUGCAUUCAUCUGUCAGUCUGCGUUUCGGUCUGAUGGGAGAUAAGAGGUCAAACCAUUUGGGGAAAUCAGCAAAAGCAGCCGUAAACCAGCUGUAAAAUCAGAAUUUCCUGAUGUUUCUCUAUGAACUGGAUUUAACUGUCUCCCUGUUUCACUUACAAUGGACACAGAUACAGUAGAAAUGACUAAUGUUGAUGUAACUGCUUUAGUUUAUUUGACUCCUAACAUCAACUGUGUAUUAUACCCUAAUGUA
Molecule: messenger RNA, 4578 nt
Organism: Thunnus maccoyii (southern bluefin tuna)
Lineage: Eukaryota; Metazoa; Chordata; Actinopteri; Scombriformes; Scombridae
Gene: nfascb
Product: neurofascin homolog (chicken) b
Exons: 27
Coding region: 194-3733 (1179 amino acids)
Biological process (GO): cell-cell adhesion; axon guidance
Cellular component (GO): plasma membrane; axon
Molecular function (GO): protein binding
Source: RefSeq, a predicted model, not a curated record